AUGGCUCAGUCAAAAUCAAAAAACAUGUGUUGUGUAGUGAACUGUUCCAACACAUACAAAACUUCAAAACACCUCAAAUUCUUUUCAUUUCCCAAUAGACAGUAUGAACAGGAAUUGAAAAAAAAAUGGAUUAGAGCUGUAAACCGUUUAGAGGAAAAUGGAAAAUUAUGGAUGCCGACUACUCGAAGUUUGAUAUGUUCAGAUCAUUUUGUAGGAAACAUACGAUCUAAAGAUCCACAAAGUCCAUCUUAUAUUCCAUCUAUUUUUCCAAAAAUGUACAAUAAACCUAAACCCAAUACUGAUCAACAAAUUAAUAGAUACAACCGUUCUAGAAAUCGGUCAGAAUUAAGAAAUAGUAAAGCUAUGAAUGAUUCUACCAUCAACACACUUGAUGUUCAUAUUACUGAUAUUAAUGUAGACCAACAUUCUAAUUUAAACACUAAAUGUGAUGUUAGUACACAAGUUAGUUUAAAUAUUUCUGGUAAUGAUAACUUUAUUUUUGAAUGCAUACAAAAUAAAAACAAUGUAAACACACAAGUUUCAGUUCCCAAAAGUUUUGAUAAUAAUUUUUCUAAACCAUGUUUACUUGACAAAAUGUGUGGGCCAGAUUCAAAUGAAAUCUCAUAUUUAUCACGUGAAUCAUUUAAAGGGUUUGAAUCAAUAACAAAUGAAAAACGCCUAAUAAGUUUAACUGGGACUUCAUUUUGUGUAUUUAAUCUUUUACUUUCUUUUUUAAAACCUACUUUAAACAUAAAUUCUGUUAAAAAAGAGAAUAGAUUACUUAUUUUCUUAAUAAAAAUAAAACUGGGUAUUAGCUAUUCAGCAAUCAGUGUGUUAUUUGGAAUCGAUCCUUCUACAGUUUCAAGAAUAUUUACUGAAUGUCUUAAUUUUUUAAGUUCAAAGACUAAAAACUUUAUUUUUUGGCCCGAUAAAUAUUCAGUAAAACAAUGUUUACCUGAAGCUUUUAAAAUAAAUUAUCCAGAUUGCAGAUGUAUUAUUGAUUGUACUGAAGUUAAGGUCGAGCAACCAAAUACUGUAGAACAACGGGUUUAUUUAUAUUCAAGAUAUAAAAGUAAUUAUACAAUAAAAUUUCUUGUGGCAAUCAACCCAAAUGGUAUGAUUUGUUUUGUUUCAAAAUGUUAUGGUGGUAGGUCAAGUGACUCAUAUAUUACAAACGAUUCAGGAUUUUUAAAAAAAUUAGAACCCGGUGAUCAGGUACUUGCUGACAAAGGGUUUCCUGGCAUACAAACUGAAAUUGAAAAUAGUAACAGUAUUUUAAUUAUGCCCCCAAUAUUGCAUAAUGGCCGUUUUUCCGAGACAGAAAUACUGGAAACAUAUAGUAUAGCUAGUGUUCGUAUACACAUUGAAAGAGUCUUUGCACGAAUGAAAAUGUAUGGUAUCCUUAAUAAAUUAAAAAUUAACCUUCUUCCCCAUGUUGAUGAUAUUGUACAUAUAUGUUGCGUUUUAACCAAUCUGCAAUUACCUAUAAUUAAGUCUUAA
Messenger RNA from Macrosiphum euphorbiae (potato aphid), 1500 nucleotides. The record is from the annotation of a GenBank genome assembly. Lineage: Eukaryota; Metazoa; Arthropoda; Insecta; Hemiptera; Aphididae.